Molecule: messenger RNA, 8317 nt
Organism: Astyanax mexicanus (Mexican tetra)
Lineage: Eukaryota; Metazoa; Chordata; Actinopteri; Characiformes; Acestrorhamphidae
Gene: grik5
Product: glutamate receptor, ionotropic, kainate 5
Exons: 22
Coding region: 1534-4674 (1046 amino acids)
Biological process (GO): modulation of chemical synaptic transmission; monoatomic ion transport; synaptic transmission, glutamatergic
Cellular component (GO): presynaptic membrane; plasma membrane; kainate selective glutamate receptor complex
Molecular function (GO): transmitter-gated monoatomic ion channel activity involved in regulation of postsynaptic membrane potential; kainate selective glutamate receptor activity
Source: RefSeq, a predicted model, not a curated record
GUGUGAGAGUGUAUGCAGCUAGCGGUGCCCCUGCUGUGGAAUUACAGCAGGAGAACGUUGUUGGGGACCUGGAGGAGAGCAGUUAGAGGAGGAAGAAGAGGAGGUGGAGGAACCGUAGAGAACCAGUUGACCAACUGGACUGGACUGGACCGGACUAGGCCAGGGCUUGGGAGGACCACCGGUCAUCUGGGACUGGGAGAAAGGGAUAGAGAAAAAGAGAGAGAGAGAGAGAGAGAGAGAGAGAGGGGCAGUGUGUGUGUGUGUCUUUUUCUCAGAUCAGCUCGGCCUGUGGCUCCCUAUUCCAGGGGUCGUCUGUCUCCUCAUGGUUUGAGUGGCCAAAAGUGGACCUCUGAGGCGGAGUGGACUUUAUCUGACCUACGGCCUUCAACGUCAGCUUGCCCUUAAGAAUCGGGAUCUGUGGUCCGUCCUGCAUCGUAGACGUGAUGCCCGAGACGGAGGUCUAGCUCUAGCUGUCUGCUCUUCGGAGAACAGAGCUCUCCUGCAGGAAGUUUUGAGUAGAUGUCACCACUAUUAGGAAACUGACCUUUCCGUUUCGCAGGAUUGGGCUCCAUCAUUGUUUACCGGGCCUGGAUGCUCGUUUCAGACCAGUUUGACCUGUCUGAAGUGUCUGGCCGGGAGACGGCAACUUCCAAAACAUUCGCCUGACCUUUAAUCAAGCGGAGGCUUCGUCAUGUGAUCGUAGCUGAAGCCAGGUUCCUCUCAGAGUUCCCUUGCCCGCUCGCGGAGUGGACAGUCGUGCGGCGAGAUCGGGGCUGACAGGAGAGGCGAAAACAGCGAAAAAACAGCUAGUGCUGACCGGGCCCGGGAGUGUGUGAAGUGUUUGGGUGUGUGUCUGCCACCAUGGGCGAGGGAGGAGGCUGGAGACUAACAGGAAGAGGCAGCUAAAUGUUAGCACUAACUUUGGAGGCCAGGUGUUACAUGGAGGUGUGAGGAAGUGAGGGAGCGAGCGAGUGGCAGGCAGUGAGUGUGUGGGUGGGCGAGAGUGUGUCCGAGUGUGAACAAGGUGAUGGACAUUGCGGCGUGUAUGUGUGUGUGUGUGUUUGGCUGAUCUGAUUGGCGUUCGCCGGUGUGGUGUGAUGUUGGAGGCCAGGAUGAGGGAACAUCUGGAGGAACAAUAGGUUCCACUUCCAUCUUCAGUUCAUUCUAGUCUUGCGAGGCAUCAUCGCUCUUCGGUGAGGCUGCUGGGGAGCGAGGUAGGCCUGCAGUAGUGUUAACGAGGCUAGUGAUUUGGCUAGUGCUCCUCAGGCUUCGGUUAAGGACUCCCAACUUGCCGUAUUGGAUUAUUACACCACCGUUUCUGAGGUUGAGAAGCUGUAGACCCCUGGAAGGAGCCCCUCAGUCCGGCUGCGGCCGCCACGACUGUCCACUCUGCCCAAACGGAGCUUCUCCACGUUUUCCCGAGAGAACCGAGCUGGCCGGUUAACGCAGCGACCCCAUGGCAUCCUGACGACGCACGCUUCACUCUGGGGUGCUAUAGGCAGCAGACGGCUUCUCCAUGAGGAGCAGUAGAAGAUGCCGGAACUGCCAGCGCUGCUGCUGCUGUCGAUUCACUUCCACAUCCUGCUAGUCACCGUGAUCACCAUGCCGCCCUCCGCCCUGAGCCAGCCCUCUGUCCUGUCGUCCGUGAGGAUGGCUGCAAUUCUGGAUGACCACUCUGCCUGUGGGCGUGGAGAGCGGUUAGCUUUAGCAUUAGCACGUGAGAACAUCAACAGUGUGAUGGAGGGGCCGGCUCGCGCAAGAGUGGACGUGGACGUCUUCGAAUUGCAGAAGGACUCGCAGUACGAGACCACCGACACCAUGUGCCAAAUCUUGCCCAAGGGUGUGGUUUCUGUGAUUGGCCCCGCCUCCAGCCCCGCCUCAGGCUCUACUGUCAGUCACAUCUGUGGGGAGAAGGAGAUCCCUCAUGUGAAGAUCGGUCCUGAGGAGACUCCAAAGCUACCCUACCUGCGCUUCGCGUCCGUCACCCUGUAUCCUAGCAACGAGGAUCUAAGCCUCGCCGUGGGAGCCAUCCUACGCUCCUUCAGCUAUCCAUCGGCUAGUCUGGUCUGCGCCAAGGCGGAAUGUCUCCUGCGAUUGGAGGAGCUGGUAAGGCGGUUCCUGAUCUCCAGGGAAACGCUGUCCGUGAGGAUGCUGGACGACGACCUGGACCCCACAUCCCUCCUGAAGGAGAUCCGCGAUGACAAGAUAGCCACCAUCAUCAUCGACGCUAACGCCUCUGUGUCUUAUAUGAUUCUGAAAAAGGCAUCAGAGUUGGGGAUGACAUCAGCCUUUUAUAAGUACAUCCUCACCACUAUGGAUUUCCCCUUGCUGUGGUUGGAUGAUAUAGUAGACGAGCACUCCAACAUUGUGGGCUUCUCCAUGUUCAACACCACCCACCCCUUCUACCUGGAGUUCAUCAGGAGCCUCAACCUGUCCUGGAGAGAGGGCUGUGACAUUAACCCCUACCCGGGACCAGCGCUGUCGUCAGCUCUGCUGUUUGAUGCGGUGCAUGUGGUGGCGAGUGCGGUGCAGGAGCUGAACAGGAGUCAGGAGAUCGGAGUGAAGCCCCUCAGCUGCACAUCCCCCCAGAUCUGGCAACACGGCACCAGCCUGAUGAACUACCUGCGCAUGGUUGAGUAUGAUGGUUUAACAGGCCGUGUUGAGUUUAACAGCAAAGGCCAGAGGACCAACUACACUCUGCAUAUUCUGGAGAAACACAGAUACGGUCACAAACAGAUUGGUAUCUGGUACUCUAAUAACACCCUGGUCAUGAACUCCACCAGCCUGGACAUCAACGCCUCCGAGACGCUGGCCAACAAGACCCUCAUCAUCACCACCAUACUGGAGAACCCGUAUGUGAUGAGGAAGGUGAAUUAUCAGGAGCUGGAGGGGAAUGAUCAGUAUGAAGGUUUCUGUGUGGACAUGCUGAAGGAACUGUCCGACAUCCUGAAGUUCACCUUCCGCAUCAAACUAGUGGACGACGGUCUGUACGGAGCCCCGGAACCCAACGGCUCCUGGACCGGCAUGGUGGGGGAGCUCAUCAACAGGAAGGCUGAUUUAGCUGUGGCUGCUUUCACCAUCACCUCAGAGAGAGAGAAAGUCAUCGAUUUCUCCAAACCUUUCAUGACCCUGGGCAUCAGCAUCCUCUACAGAGUUCAUAUAGGCCGAAAGCCAGGCUACUUCUCCUUCUUGGAUCCCUUCUCUCCGGCCGUUUGGCUCUUCAUGCUGCUGGCGUACCUGGCUGUCAGCUGUGUGCUGUUCCUCGCUGCCAGGUUGAGUCCGUACGAGUGGUACAACCCUCAUCCGUGUCUGCGGGAGCGCAGGGACAUGCUGGAGAACCAGUACACGCUGGGGAACAGCCUGUGGUUUCCAGUGGGAGGCUUCAUGCAGCAGGGCUCAGAAAUCAUGCCCAAAGCCCUGUCCACUCGCUGCGUCAGCGGAGUCUGGUGGGCGUUCACUCUGAUCAUAAUCUCCUCAUACACAGCCAACCUGGCCGCCUUUCUGACGGUUCAGAGAAUGGAGGCUCCAAUAGAGUCGCCUGACGACCUGGCAGACCAGACUAACAUCCAGUACGGCACCAUUCACGGAGGGAGCACCAUGACCUUCUUCAUGAACUCGCGGUACCAGACUUACCAGCGUAUGUGGAACUACAUGUACUCCAAGCAGCCCAGUGUGUUUGUGAAGAGCACAGAGGAGGGCAUCGCUCGCGUGGUGAACUCCAAAUACGCAUUUCUGCUGGAAAGCACCAUGAACGAGUACCACCGGAGCCUCAACUGCAACCUCACCCAAAUCGGGGGCCUGCUGGACACCAAGGGCUACGGCAUCGGCAUGCCCCUGGGUUCUCCGUUUCGGGAUGAGAUCAGUCUGGCGGUUCUGCAGCUGCAGGAGAACAACAGGCUGGAGAUUCUGAAGAGAAGGUGGUGGGAAGGAGGCCAGUGCCCUAAAGAGGAGGACCACCGAGCCAAAGGCUUGGGAAUGGAGAAUAUCGGGGGGAUAUUUGUGGUAUUGAUCUGUGGGUUGAUCAUUGCCGUGUUUGUGGCUGUGAUGGAGUUUGUGUGGUCGACUCGGCGCACUGCUGAAACAGAUGAGGUGUCUGUAUGUCAGGAGAUGCUGACUGAGUUCCGAAACGCUGUGUCCUGCAAGAAGAGUUCCCGCUUGCGUCGUCGCCGGCCCCUCUCCAGCACCCUGGCCCUGCGCCACCCGGCUCGUGUAGCUCUGGGGGCCCCGCGGCCCCUGCGGCUGGUCAGGGAGAUGCGCCUGAGCAACGGCAAACUGUACAGCGGGGCGGGACCUUUAACAGGAGGAGCCUCCGGAGCAGGGGGAGGCCCCUCGGACUUGGGCCCCGGGCCCCAGCGUCUCCUAGAAGACCCUCUUGGGGCCAGCAGCACGCCUGCAGUGCCCCUGGGCCCCCCUGCGGUCACAGUGCCUCUUCCACGAGGCUGCACCCACGUGCGCAUCUGCCAGGAGUGCCGGCGCAUCCAGAGCCUCCGGACCACCUCGUGCCCUCGAGUGCCGCCCUCCUCGGCGCCCCUCCCCCGCCUGGCCCCGCCCCCACCACACUCCUCCUCCAACACGGACAGCGAAGGGGGCGGCGGACACAGCCCGCGCAGGAUAGGCCACUCCCCCCCUCCGAGAGGAGGCACCAGUACAGACCUCCUGGGAGAGCAGGACUGAAAGAGCGAGGGAGGAAGAGAGGGAGGAGGAGGAAGAGCGUAGGGGAGGAUUUGUAGGGGGGUUAAAGCCCUAAAAUUCACUGGGCCCAGAGCUAGGUGUCCUGGAACAUGCCAGAAAGUGUUCGCGCCAUUUUUAACCAGUAUUAUUAAGUGUCAUUUUGGUUUUGAAAUGGUUUUAAAAACAAAAAAAGUUGUUCUCAGGGGGCCGAAAACGUUACGCCCCCUCGCCUUUUGGGGGCACUGAUGGUUCUCCUCUCGGCUCAGGAUGAUGGAAUGUAAAAGAUGGAAUCUGAAUGUUUUCUUCUACCUUUUGUCCUGUUCAGAUUUGCAAUUUUGGACUUUCUGUAUCAAAGAGAAAAAGCUAAAUUUGGAUUUUUGGACUUUUGGGAAGCUGAAGAUGAACCAGUAGCACAGAGAAACUCCACCCCGAAACUCUGCCACCCACCAAACUCUGACUAUAAGCCCCCCCCGGCACAAAGACCCCCUCAAGACUGAACUGUCCGGCUCCUCCCAGACGAGAGCACACACCUUCGGUAGUGGACGUUUAAGCUUUGUGAAAUGUACCACAAUCUAAAAAAAACAAAAAAAAUGAAGGGACUUUAGUCUUAAUAGACAUUCUUGCCUUUUUAUGUACUAUUAUUAUUAUUAUUAUUAUUAUUAUUAUUAUUAAUAAUAUUAUUUUCAUUUACAGUCUGUGUUGGUUGAUUCCCCAGACUAGCUGUUCCCUGGCUGAAAUUAAAAUGGCAGAGGUAGCUUAUAUUGUAAUAUUGGGAAAUUAUUAGUAAUAUAACUAAGAAACUUUGUCAGGGCCCAAAUAUUAACAUUUAAGGCACACAAUGGGUUAAUUGCACUUGUCAGUUGAUGUGUUCAAACCGAUCUCUGACCAUUUGGACAUUUGGAAAUUCAAAAAAAAUUCUGACACUAAUUUUAAGAAACCCAAAAAAAAUCCACUAACUGAUAAUAAAAUGGCCAGUUCAAUUUUAUACAGUUAAAAUUUCCUCAUUUAUCCUAGUAAAACUACAAUGCAAAUCAGUUUUAAUGGAUUCUCAAAUAAUUCUCCUUCAUCAUUAAGGGUGUCUGUUCAUGACAGUAUUAAACAGCCCUCAUCUACAUAUUUACAUAUACUGUAAAUGUUGGUGCUUCAUCAGUAGAACUGGUAUGCUGGUAUCAGUAAACCCACAUGACAUUAAUCUCAGUUCCUUUUUUUUAAAUGGGGCUUAGCAUAUUUUUGUUCUCUUAUUUCACUGGUAACUGCAUGAUCAUUUUCAUCUGUUUUCAAAUAGUUCUCUAAAAUACUUAGUUCUGUAAAGGAUACAUCACUUCCUGUUACAACAAAAUGCAAAUCCACUGAGAAACCAGAAUGAAAUGAGGUUGAUUUCUUUGCAACAUUUGUGAAAGGAUUUUUUUUUCGAAUAUGUAUUUCCCAGACAUGCAAGGAUACAAUGAAAAGAAAGGGAGUGCUGAUAUAUUUGUUUCUUGUUAUUUGAUUGUUUAUUGUCAGCUGAGCCUCAUAAAUGAUCAGUGGGGCAACGUAGAAACCUAUGGUUUAUCUGCAUGGUGACUUCGGAACCUGUAGAAUAUUAUACAGUUAUACCAUGGUAUACACAAUAACCUAGGAACCUGCAGUAUAUCCAUUAGGUAUUCUAGAAAUCUGUGGUAUUUCUUUGAGGUAACCUAGGAACCUGGGGUACAUCCACAAGAUAAUCUAAUAAUCUAUGCUGUAUUUAAAAGGUCAUCUAGGAACCGGCAGAAUAUACACAUGGUAAUCUAGGAACCUGCAGAAUAAUUGUAAGGCAAUCAAGAAACAGGCAGAAUAUUCGUAAUGUUGUCUAGAAACCUGCAGUAUAUUCGUAAGGUAAUAUAAGAACCUGUGGUAUACCCACAGGGUAAUCUAGAAACUUGUGGUCUAUCCAUAUGAUAAUCCAAGAACCUGCAGUACAUCCAUAAAGUAAUCUAGGAACCUGCAGAAUAUUUCUCAAGUGUUCUAGAAAUCUGUGGUUUAUCCAUAAGGUAUUCUAUGAGCAUGUGGUAUAUCCAUAAGGUAUUCUAGGAACAUGUGGUAUAUCCAUAAGGUAUUCUAGGAAACCUGCGGCUUAUCCAUAAGGUAUUCUAGGAAACUUGCGGUUCAUCCAUAAGGUAUUCUAGGAAACCUGCGGCUUAUCCAUAAGGUAUUCUAGGAACAUGUGGUGUAUCCAUAAGGUAUUCUAGGAAACCUGCGGCUUAUCCAUAAGGUAUUCUAGGAACAUGUGGUAUAUCCAUAAGGUAUUCUAGGAACAUGUGGUAUAUCCAUAAGGUAUUCUAGGAACAAGUAGUAUAUCCAUAAGGUAUUCUAGGAAACCUGCAGUUUAUCUAUAAGGUAUUCUAGGAACAUGUGGUAUAUCCAUAAGGUAUUCUAGGAACAUGUGGUAUAUCCAUAAGGUAUUCUAGGAACAUGUGUUAUAUCCAUAAGGUAUUCUAGGAAACCUGCGGUUUAUCCAUAAGGUAUUCUAGGAACAUGUGGUAUAUCCAUAAGGUAUUCUAGAAACCUGUUGUAUAUCCAUAAGGUAUUCUAAGAAACCUUCGGUUUAUCCAUAAUGUAUUUUAGGAAACCUGCGGUUUAUCCAUAAGGUAUUCUAGGAAAUCUGUGAGGUAACCUAUGAACCCAGGAUACAUCUAUAUGCUGCAGUAUAUCCAUAAGGUCAACUAGAAACAUGUGUUACAUCUUAAAGGUAAUCUAGAAACUUGUGGAACAUUCAUAAAGUAAUCUAGGAACCUGCAGUAAAUACAUAAGCUGAUCAAGGAACUUCCAGAAUAUUCUUAAAGUAAUCUAGGAGCCUUAACUAAAUCCUUAGGCAACCUAUGGAUGUUGGGUAUAUCUGUAUGGUAAUCUAGGAACCGGCUGUAUUCAUUUAUCAAGCAUCUCAGAGUACAAGAACUGAUCUAGGAUCACCUCUUAUCAGGUGUCUAAUUCAUAUAAUCCAGUUAACCCUCACUAAUCCUGGAUAAGCAUUCUUACGCCGAGAGGUUUGAUAAACACGGGCCAGUGUACGGUAUAUCUGUAUGGUAAUCUAGGAACCUGAUGAAUGAUGUGAAUGACCUGUACAUAUACUACAUAUACAGUAAACAUACACACACACACAUACAUGUGGUUAUUUUUCAUCAUCAUCUCCUGCCUCUAGAGGACGAUGUUUUAGAUGACCAAAAACUGAAGCUGUGGAAAUUUUACAUCUAUAUACAUGUAUAUGUUAUGAUUCAUAUUUAUUUGCCCCUAUUGUCAUACUUACUAUGACUACAAGUGUUUUGGAAAAUUAAAAUAAAUAAAUUCAGGCUGAGGAAUUCCUGAUUUUCCCUAAAUUCCUGAAAUGCUCUGAGGGGAAUCAAACCGUUUCUUUUUUUUAAAUUGGGUUCCUUUUUUCUGCGUCUUUCUGUUUUUUAAUUAUUAUUAUUUUGAAACUAGUGUGCGAUGGGGUAUCAAAACGAUGGUCAAGAGUAUUAAUAUAAUUCUAUUGUUGUUAUUAUAAGUAUUCCUACUAAAGCGCAGGAGUCAUUUGGGGUGUGUGUGAGGGGUCAUGGGUUAAGCAUAAGGGUGAGGGACCUACUACCGAGUGACCACCUGAUGUUAAAGUUAUUUCUUUGGAAUAAAGAACACAUCGAUCUGUCUUUAA